Suillus plorans is the source of this 711-nucleotide messenger RNA. RefSeq lists its product as uncharacterized. NCBI's taxonomy places the organism in Eukaryota, Fungi, Basidiomycota, Agaricomycetes, Boletales, Suillaceae. The coding region runs from base 1 to 711 and encodes 236 amino acids. The transcript is spliced from 2 exons. The record is from RefSeq and is a predicted model, not a curated record.
AUGAUUGGUAACCUUGGCCAAGAGAUACGCCAACCAUCGCGGCCUUAUGCAAACUUGUCACAGGAGGGGGUUCGCCGUUGUAAAGUGAAUACCCUUCUAUCUAUUAUACCUGACCUCGAUGAACCUGCAAAAGGUCUCCCAGAAGGUUCGGUAGACCUAGGUGAUGGGUACGCACUAUUGCGAAAAUGGGACAGGUACAUGUUUUCGCCAGUUGGAGCUGCUGCACAAGCUAUGCACGAUUUUAUUGGGGAUGGACAGGAACUUCCUCGUAUUAAACGUUGGGCUCGACUUCUCUUACCUAAUGGACAAAUUGCUCGUUUGGCAUGGCGAGAGAUGCUCAAAUCAUUGGAUCAAACACGCAUGUCGCGCAAUGUGAAGCUAAAAUACGAUGGGCAGAUUCGAUUUGGUGAAGUUUUAUACUUCACCAGGUUGUCAGUUGAAGCCGACCCUGACGAUGAUUGUGACUGGCGUUUUGCAGAUGUGGCCAUCAUUUGUCUGUACUCCCAUCCAGACGAAGACCUCCUCCGGCUCUCCUCGCAGACCGUUGUAUCUUGCUCCCAACUUGAGGACAUCUAUGUUGUUGAUGUGAAGCAGAUCCUCAGUGUGGUUGCUAUGAUUCCGCACACACCAACAUUACCAUCAGGAGUUACGGAGGCCCGAUGUAGAAACAACAAUACUGAGUGGGGCUAUACGAAGAUGGCUCCAAACUGA